AUGAAGUUUGUUUCCCGCAGGAGGCGACGACCUCCGUUUCUCAAGCUGGACAGAUUCUUACAACAGGUGAAAACGCCACCGAACAAAACGUUCGUCGUUUUCAAGAUCAAAAGUUACUCGUUUAAAGACGCGGACAGGGAAUUCAAUAAAAUAACGAAGGCGUUACGGACCGAUUUGGAUAAAGACUAUUCUGUUGUUACUAGUGUGGCUGUGACCAGUAUGGGAUCUGCUGUUAUAUGUAGGACAUUGUGCGAGUUGCAGGCUGCUGUUGAGGAGGUGUGUGAAGACCUCCAGCAGGACGGUGUGAUGAUGUUCAUCAUGAGAGAGGAGAUCACAUCAUCAUGUAUGAAGAGUCUGAGCAGACGUGUACUUGAAGCCUCAGACCCAGACGUUCCUCACACAUACAGGUCUUCCUCAAGGUGCUGUGAUCAAUCUAACCCAUCUUCUGUCCUGGCGUCUAAUGGUGUCACAGAGCAUGAUGUCAUCUACGUGACUCUUUCUCUCUAUCACACUGCUGGCUUCCUCAUCGGGUUCAUGGGAUGUGUGGAGACCGGUACAUCACUCUCCACGUCCCUCAGGUUCAAGUUUUCUGCGUGUCAGUUCUGGGACGAGUGUCGGACGCAUGACGUGAGAGUGAUUCAGUAUAUCGGAGAGGUUCUUCCCUAUCUCUGUAACACACCAGAGAGACUAGUCGAUAAGGAACACGAUGUGCGUCUGGCCAUCGGCAAUGGAUUCCGUGCAGAUGUGUGGAGGAAAUUGCUCCAGCCAUUUGGGAGUAUUGAAGUGAGGGACUUCUACGCCUCCGUGGAGGGAAACGUGGGUUUUGUCAGCUUCGCCGGACGGGUCCGAGCCGUCGGACGCAUAAGUUGCCUGCAUAAAGUAGGGCUAAACUCUAAAUACGACACAGAGCGAGACGAGCCGCUCAGAGACGCCAGAGGCCUGUGUGUGGAGGUGCCUAAAGGGCAAACGGGUGUGCUGGUGUCUGAGAUAACAGUAUUGUCUCUGUUUGUGGGAUAUGCUCAAAACCAGCGUCAGAGUCAGAAGAGGUUACGUGAUGUUUUCAGGGCCGGCGACGUGUAUUUCAACAGUGGAUAUCUACUGAAAAUCGAUCUGUACGGAUUCAUCUACUUCCAGGACCGAGUCGGAGACACAUUCAGGUUGAUUGAUGGUGAUUCUGUGUUCAGGUGGAAGGCAGAGAACAUUUCCACCGCCGAGGUUUCAGACAUCAUUAGUUUGCUGGAUUUGGUGGAGGAGGUGAAUGUUUACGGAGUGAGAGGUCCAGGUUUGGAAGGAUACGUGGGAAUGGCUGCGGUGAAACUCAGGAAUGGAUUGGAGUUUGAAGCCACCAGAAUGAUCAAUCACAUGUGUGGUUUCUUGCCCGCUUACGCACGACCUCGUUUUAUACGAAUUAGGGUGAAAUCAAUCUCACGAGACGAUUUGGAGCUGGUGGAAGCCGGAUUUAACCCCACCGGGACUUCAGACUCGAUGUACUUCAUGUGUGAACGCGAGAAGAUGUUUGUCUCUUUUAGCCUCAUCUAUCAGCAGAUCUUCUCCGGCAGCAUCAGACUUCAACAUGUUUGAGUUCUUAUCAUCAGUACCAUCAUGUGUCAAUAUGUUACUGUUGUUGUUAUUGUUUUGGUGAUUAAUAAAGAAAGUCCAUUGAGCAAGUGCAUAAAUAAAAGGCGUCUCCUUAUCUUACUCUGAUCUUUAAACAGAGAGAUUUGUAAUGUGAUUCAUUUGAGCUCAUUUCAUGGGUCAGAUUCACUUCAACACAAGAUAUACAGUAUAAAGUUCUUCAUAAAGAUUUAGAGACAAAGGUUAUAGAU
This is a messenger RNA of Triplophysa dalaica, 1826 nucleotides long. RefSeq lists its product as uncharacterized. Lineage: Eukaryota; Metazoa; Chordata; Actinopteri; Cypriniformes; Nemacheilidae. Gene Ontology annotation, molecular function: long-chain fatty acid-CoA ligase activity; long-chain fatty acid transmembrane transporter activity. The record is from RefSeq and is a predicted model, not a curated record.